AUGCCGUCGUUCAACGGUACCGCAGGCCAUGAUGACGAGGACGACUAUAUGAACAUGACGUUUGACGACCCUGCACCCAAAAAAGAAACCUCUCUACAACGAACACAGCGCUUAAAAAAGGAAUCCCUGGCCAGGGGCGUAGUAAAGUCCAAAGCACAGCUUGCAGAAGAGGCCGCAGCAGCCAGAGAAAAGGCCCUGUCAACGUCUAUGCUCGAAGCGCCCGGAGCAAAGAAGAGCAAAGGCCUGGCCAUGAUGGCCAAGAUGGGGUUUUCCGGAGGCGCGUUGGGCAAAAAGGUACAUGAUGGCGAGGGCUCCAGCAGGACAGAGCCGAUCAAGGUCAGCAUCAAAGAGGACCGGAGUGGCAUUGGCUUGGAGAGCGAGAAGAAGCGCAAGCUUGAUGAGGCCAUGGAGGAGCGGGGCAUCAAGGCUGUCAAAAUGGAUCCCGACGAGUACAGAGAAAGAGUAAGAAAAGAGCGCGAGGACGAGAGGCUCGAGAAGCAGUUUCAUGCUGCGCAGCGUGUCGCGGAGCGCAUGGAUGAAGAGCAGGUCCAGGAUGAGAGCGCGUCCGAUGAGGGGUCAGAAUCGGCGGCACGGCCAAAACCUCCUUCUUCGCGGCCGCUAAAGUCAAUACCCGUGCUGUAUCGUGGUCUUGUGCGCCGCAGGGAGGAAAAGGAGCGUGAUAGACGGAUGAGGUACGACCUGGAGCAGUCUCUCUCGCGGUUACCUACCUAUGACGACGCCGACGAAGAUGAGGAUGACAAGAAGGCUUUGGGGAAGAAGAAGACCACAUAUGUUACUUCCGAGGACUUGGAUGAGGAGGAUGAGGAGCUGGAUUCGUUUAAUUCUCUUGAGCCGGCGGAGAGGCUGAGAAGAUUGGUCGAAUACUUGCGAGAAAAGUACUGGUAUUGUUUUUGGUGUAAGAUGAAGUAUGAUGGCAGUGAGAUGGACGGAUGCCCAGGCGUCACCGAGGAAGACCACGACUGA
Metarhizium acridum CQMa 102 is the source of this 984-nucleotide messenger RNA. RefSeq lists its product as uncharacterized. The record is from RefSeq and is a predicted model, not a curated record. Gene Ontology annotation, cellular component: kinetochore. Gene Ontology annotation, molecular function: nucleic acid binding. Lineage: Eukaryota; Fungi; Ascomycota; Sordariomycetes; Hypocreales; Clavicipitaceae.